GCUAUCUGUUCCCGUUUCCUCCCAUCCACUCGUUUCUUCCUAACACUUCUACCCUGCCCACCGCUUCCUUAAUCACAACUCCCACCUCACCUGUUUCCUCCCCUCCACUCGUUCAAGUCUAUGGAUCUAGAGAUGGUGACGCCGCAACUUCGAAAUUCCAUUACCACCCCAGAUGCUGGUCCAGGCGGUCUUCUAGUUUGCUACAGGUCGCCGCGGCAGCCGCGGAGGAGAGCAGUUCAUGUCGAUGAAUCCAUCAAGCGGCCGUGUCGUUGAAUCCAUCAAGCAGGUCUUGAGGCCGCUCGUCAGCGCGAACUAGUAGCCGAUCUAGCAAAUGUCCAAUGUUGCUUUCUAGUCCCAGUACAUCGACAAGCAUGUUCAUCCUGGAAUGGAGUACUCCGUCGUUCUGCUGCAAACGACAGAAAGAUGAGCAACAAUUGUCAAUUCUCUGGCCUCUGGCUGCACCUGCUCAUCAUUUUCAAUGCCGAGAUCAUAUGAUGGAACCUCUGUGUUCAAAGCUGAAUCAGGGCCAUAGAUCCAUCUUCUACCAUCUGCUGAUCUACCCUGAAUUGGCAUUUCUUCAUGAAAUUCUUUAUCAAUGGUCUCUUUGUUUGCUUGGUCUGCGGCUGCGAUUAGUUCAUCCAGAUUUCUAGCUGCAUCGUCAUGUUCAUCUUCUGUAUCUUCUACCCUUGCUCUUUUUGGGGAACCACCCAUCUGAUUGACAUUUGACAUAUGGAUAACAUUAACAUGAUCUGUAUCUGUUUCUUUUGAAGUUGCAGGACACAUAGCUGCACGAGGUGAGAAUCGAGAUUCUUCCCCAGACUCAAUGGGGGAGAGAACAUCGCCUGCAAUGUUAUUACGGAGGGCAUAAUUCCAACAGUCCUCAACUACCCACCGACAGGUAUUUUCUCUUUUCACCCCUUGGUCGUCUGGCCCACACCUGCUGCGGAGAGGUAAUUUACUAUGUUGACCCUCUGGCCCAAUUAUUUAAUACCAAACAUAGUGUUACUUUGUUUUGCAGUACAUUAAAAUGACAAGUAAUAACAAUGGUGAUAGUUUAUAAUAGGAGGAUAAGCUGUUGCACUUCACUUUAUUUUCGUAGGUACAACUACGAUUGAACCUACUACAACUUGCUCCCGCUUGCAUCUUGAAUAGAACAUGCUAAAACGUUGAUUAAAACACGAAGGAUGCUACACACGUUGGCAUUUCUAGUAGGGACUAAUCUUCGGAGAUCAUAACUAGGGGUGCUUAAAACAGUAACAUACAAAUUAGCCACCAGGUCUCUAAUCCAAUGACAUGCAUGAGGCUCACUUAGCCACCCAUGCAGACGUGACAGCUAAGAUUGCAGCGACCGGUGCAGUAGCCGCUAGAGCCAUCUGGAGAGCUUUGUUCAUCCCCUUGAGCUUCUUGAUCUCAGCAUUUGCCUCCUCCAGCUCUUCGUAAGCCUCGUCUAGCUUCUCUUCACACCUCUCGUGUCUGUUCUUGUGGUAGUUAGCAAGAUCAAUAGCAGCCUGAUGACGCUGGUUCGUGUACCUCUCCAGAUCUUCCUCCCAAACUAGCACCUCGCAAUACCUUGCACCUGGUACCUUCUCACACAGGAGAUAACAGUAAAAACAUAACCCGUACGGUAUAUGAAAUAUAUGAUGAUUUUUUUAGUAAGCUCACAUUGCAAUUGGCGCAGUUCAAAACGAACUUUUCACGCCUUGCAACCGACGAACCAUUGCUCUUUGUGCAUUGCCUUCCACACGCGCAGUGCAGCCUGGGGGCGUUUUGAUUGUUGGCCAUCACUUUUGGUGAGAGAGAACAAGAUACUAAGUGAUAGCAGGUUCUCAAAAGUUUUGCUAUGGGCUGCUUCUUACUGUGGUGUUUCUAUAGAGCUCUCACCCCUUUUUGUAGAGAACCUUGCAUAGAUGUACAUUAAAGUCCCGUUACUCAUACAACCAACCGCGCAGAAACCAUAGUAGGCAAGGGUGAUAACUGUGGUAUACUAACUGGCAGCAUGCACUGCUCACGCCACUCCCUGACACUGUGCGAUGUCCAAUCCCAUGUUUUAUGCGCAUGCUGUACCUAGGUGAAUUGCUUUACGCCAUGUCAAAUCCCCCUUUUGAUUUCCGCCGCUGCCUCUUCCCCCCCCCCCCCCCCCCCCACACGCUUCAUGUUAUCCUUUUGGUCACGGGCCUGCUUGGCUGCCGGAUUUUCCAUUGCCGUUAACUAGUAAGCUAUGUUAACAAAUAAGUUAGCUUGUUCCGUUGCCUUCAGAGAGCUGUUGCAAUUAAUAAAUAUUGCUUAAAGGUUUUGUAAUGCUGCCGCCUUUUAUAAUUGGAUUCCAUCCAUGCAUGAGCUGGAUAGAUGCCCUCCCACCGGUUGACAUGAGUUGGGGUAUGAGAUUCUGACAUUGGAUUCCCUCCCUUGGCCAGUCUUGUACAGUGCUCAUAUUAUAUAUUACCAAAACAGUCGGGCCCUGCCCCAUGUCUCAUCUCAUAAUAAAAUCCAACCCAUCCCCGUGACUGAUGGGAACUCUUGUACCCAUCCCUUGGACGUACCAAGAGAGCUCGUGCCUCGAUCGUACGAGACCGCGUCGCGCGGGCAUUAUAAGCUGGCAUGCCCCUCCCCCCUAUAGAUUCAUCUACGUCAUGGCAAAUCCACACAGCUCCAACUCCGAGCUGUUCAAUGGCCAAUCAAUUAUGCCAUCGGUGUCUCGCUCCAUUGGUACAUCAUCCAUCACUAGAGCACCAUCAUCCCUAAGGCCAUUUACAAUUAAGGUGUUGUUAGAUGCAUUCUACGACGACACAGAGCAGUAUCCAUUCGUUAUUGACGGCAUGGCAGUGUCAUCAGUCGAGCUGCUAGGGAUGGUCACAAACAAAACAGUAAGCAUGGAUCACUGCACGUUUGACCUGUAUGAUGGCACCGGGGCUGUCAAUGUCAUCUACUGGUUUGAAGGCGCCCAAGACUCCAAAGAUGCCUGGUCGUUCAGCAAUGGUAUGUAUGUACGUGUAGUCGGUAGAACUACCAGCAUGGAGCAAUUCUUCCAGAUCAAGGCCUACAUUGUCAGACCUAUAAAUAACUUCAAUGACGUAACACACCACUUUAUCUAUUGCAUCUACGCCCAUAUCGACAUUAGCAGGCAGGCAAGAUUACAGCAUCAACAGUCAUGCCAAAAAAUCAUCUCAUUCCAGGACAGAUUCCGGAACAUUUUAACCUUCAGCAAAAUAUAUUUUCAGUCCUGCGCGACCCAGCUUACAGUAACACGAAGUUAUUCCUAUCCGCAGCGCCUUGGAACAUGGGGUGAGUCUAAAGCUGCUUCGCAACGCAGUGGAUGCAAGCCAAGAUGUUAUCAUGUACUACCCAUUUUCUCGUAGAUAAUUCUGUUAGGUUUCUGCCUAUAAUACACUGACACGACAAUGUUUUUUUCUUUAUUCCACGGACGUGGUAACGGAGCAAAUAAUGAUUGGUGAGAUAUACACUACUAUUGAUGAUUGCCAUUUCAAAUCUUCAAGAGUUUAACUAGUGAAAGAUCAUGACGUCUGUUAAAAUGUAUCGUCCUAAUCGGAUGCUUUUAUUUGUUGAACUAAUUGAGUGACCUUGUCAUUUGUAA
Hordeum vulgare subsp. vulgare (domesticated barley) is the source of this 3592-nucleotide messenger RNA. RefSeq names its product replication protein A 32 kDa subunit B-like. Gene Ontology annotation, biological process: DNA replication; double-strand break repair via homologous recombination; nucleotide-excision repair. Bases 2508 to 3356 code for a protein of 282 amino acids. NCBI's taxonomy places the organism in Eukaryota, Viridiplantae, Streptophyta, Magnoliopsida, Poales, Poaceae. The record is from RefSeq and is a predicted model, not a curated record. Gene Ontology annotation, cellular component: site of double-strand break; chromosome, telomeric region; DNA replication factor A complex. Gene Ontology annotation, molecular function: nucleic acid binding. The transcript is spliced from 11 exons.